This is a messenger RNA of Aspergillus heteromorphus CBS 117.55, 1699 nucleotides long. Its product is annotated as M20 family metallopeptidase. The record is from RefSeq and is a predicted model, not a curated record. Bases 146 to 1471 code for a protein of 441 amino acids. Gene Ontology annotation, molecular function: dipeptidase activity. The transcript is spliced from 4 exons. Lineage: Eukaryota; Fungi; Ascomycota; Eurotiomycetes; Eurotiales; Aspergillaceae.
GUUAGUUACUCCUCCGCACGGCGAUGACACUGACACGCAUUGUCCUAUCUUUGUUAUCACCCAUCUAUAAGAUGCACCGCAUCACAGCAUUAUCGCAGAUGUAUCACUCAGUCCCCGGUAGUACACAAACAUCCAUCCCCUUACGAUGUACCUCCCCGCAACCCAGCAACGCUUCAUCGGCAGCGUACAAUCCGCUCUCCAGAAAUAUGACGCCGAAUUGAAAGCCAUCAACAAUAAGAUCUGGUCCACCCCCGAACUUGGCUACGCCGAACACCAAGCCCACGACAACAUCUGCGCGCUCUUCGACGCCCUCACCCCUCACGGCUACAAAGUGACCCGCUCCGCCUGGGGUCUCGAAACCGCCUUCGAAAUCACCUUCACCAACAACUCCGAUCCCACCCCCAACAAAUCCAACCGCACCAUCGUCUUCAACGCCGAAUACGACGCCCUUCCCGGCAUCGGCCACGCCUGCGGCCACAACCUCAUCGCGACCAGCUCGAUCGCCGCAUUCCUCGCCACCUGCGAAGCCCUCACAUCCCAGUUCCCGAACGCCAAUGCCACCACCCCAACCUACACAAUCCGCCUCCUCGGCACCCCCGCCGAAGAAUCCUACGGCGGCAAGGUCCACCUCCUCCAAAACGGCGCCUACAAGGACGUCUCCGCCUGCCUGAUGGUCCACCCGAUCUCCAUGGCCCCCGGCCACCCCAAUUUACUCAGCAUGGCCACCGUCCUGCCCGGCGGCUUCCUGGCGAAUGAUAAGUUCCGGGUGACCUUCACGGGCAAGCCGGCGCAUGCGGCGGCCGCCCCGUGGGAGGGCGUCAAUGCCCUGGAUGCGGUGGUCGCGGCGUACGUGAAUAUCAGUUUGCUCAGGCAGCAGAUUCGCCCCGAGCAGAGGAUUCAUGGUGUCAUUGUGAAUGGGGGGGACAGGCCGAAUGUUAUCCCGGGGGAGGCGACGGUCGAGUAUUAUGUGCGGGCGAGGACGAGGGCGGAGUUGCGGGCGUUGACGCAGAGAGUCGUGAGGUGUUUUGAGGCCGCGGGGGAUGCGACCGGGUGUGGGGUUGAUAUUCAGUGGGGCAUAUCCUACGACGACCUGAAAACUAACACGCCGCUAUGCGAGAGCUACGUCUCCGUCAUGCGGGCCAUGGGCCACCACACUCUGUUGAAUAACGCCGGGCAGGCGAGUGAGUUGACCGGUGCAUCGACGGAUAUGGGAAAUGUAUCCUACGCCGUCCCCGGAUUCCACGGCCUCUUCACCAUCCCCACCGAGGGGGUGAAUCAUACCCCGCUGUUCACGAAGGGGGCGGGGUCCUCCGAGGCGCAUGAGCGCAGUCUGGCUUGUGCGGCGGGGAUGGCUGUCGUAGCGUGCCAGAUGGUCGUGGAUGAUGAGUUCGCGAGCAAGGUGAGGGGGGAUUUUGAGGGGGGGAGUAGAUGGAUUCUGGGUAUUGUGUCUUGUCGUUGGGUCAGUAGGUAGGUAGGUAGGUAGGCUUUUGUCAGAUAACUUACAGAUACCCCCUAGACUGAAAGGUUGUCUCGAUGUCUCGAAAACCUUCUAGCUGCCUUGGAGAUAGAGGUACUAUUUGUUGUAUGGUGGAUUCUUCUUGUAGGUGGAUGAGAUGUGGGAGUGGUGUUGCUAAGGUUAUGUCUCUCCCUUGGUGAGUAAUGAGAGAAGAAAGUAGAUACUAGGUAGAUGCAAAAAUGC